Setaria italica (foxtail millet) is the source of this 360-nucleotide messenger RNA. RefSeq names its product ethylene-responsive transcription factor ERF110-like. Gene Ontology annotation, molecular function: DNA-binding transcription factor activity; DNA binding. The record is from RefSeq and is a predicted model, not a curated record. Gene Ontology annotation, biological process: regulation of DNA-templated transcription; ethylene-activated signaling pathway. The transcript has 2 exons. The coding region runs from base 1 to 360 and encodes 119 amino acids. NCBI's taxonomy places the organism in Eukaryota, Viridiplantae, Streptophyta, Magnoliopsida, Poales, Poaceae.
AUGACGGAGGGGACUGUGGCGGCGGUGGAGAGGGAAAGUGAGUACAUCGGCGUGUGGCAGCAGUCGUGGGGCAGUUUGGCGGCGGAGAUCCAUGACCCGCACCUCGCUGUGCGCAAGUGGCUCAGCACCUUGGACACCAUUGAGGACGCCACACACGUCUAUGAUGUCGCCGCCAUCGAGUUCCGAGGCCACCACGCCAAGCUCAACUUCCCCGACGACAUGGUCCCCGUGCCCGCACCUUCUAGGGUGCCCACCUCUACAUACCACUACCACCACCACCUGCCGCAGCCGCUGCCCAAGAGUCUGCACAAGACCUGCGGGUCGAACGCAUCGUCGUCGGUGCACAUGGCUCCUGGAUGA